AUGACUCCUAUUCAACAACUGACCAUUCCAACUGCUCUCGGAGAGAAAGGAAAAGGUAAAGACUUUAUUGCUCAAGCAGCCACAGGACAAGGAAAAACUUUGGCCUUCCUCAUUCCAUCACUCUCUUGCAUGUUAGAAAAUGAAAAGAAUGUUCAAGGAAUUUACAUUCUCGUGUUGGCUCCAACAAGAGAAUUAGCCUUACAAAUUCAACAAGUUGCUGACAAACUCUUAAAACACACCGAAUAUAAGGCCGCUUGUGUCAUUGGAGGAAACAAAGUCUCUGCGGAACAGGCUGAAUUGGCCGAUGAAAAAGAGAAUUUUGAUCCUUCCCAUUUGAAAUAUUUCAUUUUGGAUGAAGCAGAUCGAUUGUUGGACAGUGGUUUUGAAGAAACUUUGAAAAAGAUUGUCAUGCAACUUCCCAAGCAACGUCAAACUUAUCUCUUCUCUGCAACCAUGACGGAUAAAGUUGAAGAUUUGGCUCAUAUUUCACUCAAGAAUGAUAUUGUGAAACUUGGUUUAGAUGAUGCAAAUUCAAAGAAGGUUUCUACAUUGGAACAAAAGUAUUAUCAAGUACCAAAUGAUAAGAAACUUGCAGCACUGGUUUCAGUGCUGAGAAAUAAUGUUGAUAAGAAAAUUAUUGUAUUCGUGAGCACCAAAUUAUCAGUUGAAUUUGUGACUUGCGUUCUUGAAAAUACUUCAAAUAUUGGAAAAGUUGUGCAACUCUCAGGUAACAUGAACCAAAAUAAGAGAAGUGAAAUUUUCUUCCAGUUCAUGGAAGAUAAGAAUCCAGGAGUACUUGUUGCUACCAAUGUUGCUGCAAGAGGACUCGAUUUCCCUAACGUUGAUUUAAUCGUUCAAUUUGACAUUCCUGAACAACCAGCCGAUUAUUUCCAUAGAGCUGGAAGAACUGCCAGAGCUGGUAAGAAAGGUGUGUCUGUCUUGUUCUUGACUCCAAGAGAAAAAGAAGUUGCUCUCUCCUAUUUUAACAUGAUGUUAAAUAGUGACAAGGAAGAAGAGAAAGAUUGGGAAAAACUUGAAGAAUUAGAAAAUAAUGUCACAGAUAGACAAAUGAAUGAUAUCCAUAGGGAAGUGCAAAGUAUUGUCUCGAAUAAUCAGUUGACCAGAGACGUCUUCAAACUUGUGAAUACUUAUGGAAGUGUUUUCAACAUGUUUGCUAGAAAAUUAGGUUUCAAAAUGAAUGAUUUUGAUGAAGAAGGAUUAAAAUCAUCGUUUGGAUUGGGAGGUAAAGGAGGAAGUGGCAACUUUAAGAAGAGCUUUGAUAAAUCCCAAUCAUUUAAUAAGGGUGGAUACAACAAGUUUAAUAAGGAAGAAGAGAAUGAAGAAGAUUCUAUUGAAACUUCCACAAAUAAUGGUAAAAGUGACCGCAAUGGACAUGACACCAAUGGAGACUCCAAUAAUGAAGAAAAUGGCUCAAAGAAGAGAGGUCUAAUGGAAUUUCUUGAAUCCAAGAGCCCUAAGAACAAUGGAAGUUUCAGAGGUGGACGAGGACGAGGCGGAAGGGGAGGAAAUUCCUAUUCAGGUGGAGGUUACAAAGGAGGAAGAAAUAACUCUUGGUCAAACAAGUCAUCGUCGUGGUCCAAUAAUAAUGGCAAUGGUGACAACUCAGAGUCUGUGAAACCAGCCCACAAGAAGCACAAGAAGUUCUAG
Messenger RNA from Naegleria fowleri, 1668 nucleotides. RefSeq lists its product as uncharacterized. Bases 1 to 1668 code for a protein of 555 amino acids. The record is from RefSeq and is a predicted model, not a curated record. Gene Ontology annotation, molecular function: nucleic acid binding; ATP binding. Lineage: Eukaryota; Heterolobosea; Eutetramitea; Acrasida; Naegleriidae. The transcript has 2 exons.